AUGUUGAAAAACUCAAAUAAAUAUAUGAUUUACAGUUUAUCUGGAUUAAUUAUAGUAAGUUUGUUAUUUGGAAAUGGAAAUUUCUUCUUUGAAAUAUUGAACAUCUUGCAAUUUCAAUCCUAUUUAAGAUAUAGUUCAUUUACAAUUUACAUGAAACAUUAAUUUCAAUUGUUUAACAAUUAAAUACUCAUCUUAAUCGUCUCUACAUAAAUCUGCAAUAUCCAUUAAAUUUAGAAAUUUAUUUUUGUAUUUAUGAUUUGA
This is a messenger RNA of Paramecium octaurelia, 261 nucleotides long. Lineage: Eukaryota; Ciliophora; Oligohymenophorea; Peniculida; Parameciidae. The record is from the annotation of a GenBank genome assembly.